CCUCCUCCUGCGGGCGCCUGCGCCUCUUCCCGGGCGCGUCGGAGGCUUGGGCGGUUGCGCCAUCGCCGGCCUUUGCAGGGCCCGGCCUGAUCGAGGCUGUGCCCGCAGGUGGCAGUGCUCUCUGCUGUGGCCAAUCUGCUGUGCCCUGCUGUGCCAAGGUAACUAGUACCUUCUGGAAACAAGACCUUACCGAAAUCCAGAGGAGCGAAGCUCUCAUGGUGAAAUUGACCUGAGUGACCAUGCCUCUAGCUGAGGACCGAACCGAGCAGUACAUUCGCUUCCACCUCAGCGACUUCUUCCGCAUCGAUGUCUUGGAGAUACUGUCCCACCUGCCCUGCCUCACUGUUGCUGACCAGGACAAGCUCCGCGCCUACAUUGACCGCCAUGGCAACCGCGACAGCGUGUGGAAACUAUUUGAUCACCUUCGGAAGCGCACCGACUGGGUGAACUGUCUCAUCAGAGCCCUGACGGAGUGCGAACUGACGGACCUCGCCGAAGUUGUUGCCAAUGUCUAUGCCACCAACCAGGCCCCAGGGUUCCAGACCCGUCCUGGAGGCAUCACUGCCCCUGUUCCACCCAGUGUCCUAACCAGAAGCCAUCAGGUGUCCCUGAACACUCCACCAGGACCUUCUGCUGGGGCCCCAGGGCCCCACCCACCUGCCAGUGGGAGUCCAGCCACCCACCCAGGGCCUUCUUUGCCUGACACCACCUACAAUGGUUACCCAGAAGAACUGGAGAGAGGGGAAAGGCAGAGCAGCCACACUGCCCCCAUCCAGGACACGCAGCCACCAGAGUCUAAGAGCGAGGUCCCACGGGCGGCCCUGAAUCCUGCCUCUUCUGGGGACACCUCCAGGAACCCCCACAGCUCCCCUGGACACUCUUCUUUCUCAGCUCCUGCCCCCACAGCCACUGGAAAACACCGCAAGGCGAGCGGAGGGUCAGGUGACAGUCCCCCAGCUUCUGCCUCUCUCCCACCACCUCCUAGAGGCCCUGUGUCUCCGUCUGUCUCCUUUGUGCCUCAUUCUAAGAAGGCAGGCCCCACAUCUGGACCCCGGUCACUGCCUUCCCCGCCUGAAGCAUCCUUCCCCCGUGCCGCACAGGAUAAUGAAAAUCAGCCAACGGCUGCCUCUCCCCUCCAAGGCGCAGGCCUGCCCGCCAGCAGAGAGCCCCCCACCAGGAUCCUGGGGCCACAGAAGGUGCCGCCUUUGGCCCCGAAGUUCCCCAGCCCUGUGUCCCAGGUGCCCCCUGGGCCAGCCCCGUCAGGGCAGGUGCCCCUUCCCCAUGUGCAAGCGAUGGAGGUGAGCAAGCCUGGGGUGCUUCACUCGUGUGAUGACCAGCCCUACUCCGGGGGCUCUGAGCGCCUGCUGAUCAGCAGUGACUCUGGGAGCAAGUCCCUCCACAUCAGUAGCAGCAGCUCUGUGAACCUCCCUGAGGAGAAUGACUACUUCUCAGUCACCAAUAUGCCUUCCCCUGGGAAACCAGAAGCCAGUGGUCCCCCCGAACAGGUUGGGGGCUCAGAGAGCCCUUCCCUGGGAACCAUCGUGCUCCACGUUGACGAGAGGCCCAGUGAGGGCCUCCUUGGGAGCGGUCCUGGCGUGGGCCAGACUCCUGGCACUGCAGCCCAGCCUGAAGUUGAUCCCAGUAGGAAUGGCUCCUGGGCAGUGUGGCUGGGGUCUGCUGUGGCCGUGGCUUUCUUUUCUGUGGCCUUGGCCCUCAUUUAUAAGCGCAUCAAAAAAUAAGGGGCCUAACAGGGUCCCCUCCCUCCCCCUGAAGUGUCACAGCCUGUGGCCAGCCCCCCAUCUAGGGGCAGGGAAGAGGAAUUGUUGCAGGCUGAGGUGGAGGGAGGAGCCCUGGGGGCAUUCCAAAUGCCCCCUGUGUUCAUGGGGUCAUCUAACCAUGACCCAUGAGGCUGGCCCCUAGGGCCUGGGAUGGUCAUGCCAAGAACCUGCUUCCUCCUCUGUAAAAAGGAGGGGGUCAUAUGAGAUGCCGUUUAAGGGCCGUAGGCCCAGAGAGCCCUGAACGUAGUCUGUGUACCCUUCUGUCCCCCAUCCACACGCUUUGUGCCCAGUUGUAGCUUCUGCAGUGGCCAUCCGCGCUCUUCUGUGUUUGUGAGACAUUUGAUGCAGGGAGAGGGGGCCCAGAGUGGGGAUUUUGGGAAGUCUGUUGGUUGAGGUCUAUCAUUCAUUUAUCCAGCUCAGUCGCUGGCUAGUGGAGGAGGCGGACAAGAUGACCUCGUCUCUGCACUGGGGUUCUUGUGGACAGGAGGGGCCGCAGAUCAAACCUUGCAGCCCUCCAAGCUGUGGGCCGCCUUGGGAAGUAAUGACUUCUCGGGCACUGAGGGUAUCCCAGCAUAGUCUGAAUGACCGUCUUUCAGGAAAGUGAGAGAGGCCCUCUCUUAAUGCUGGCUGACCACCCUAGCCAGCUCCUCCCCACCUCCCGCUGGUAGUGGGGUCUCUUGUUGAGACCCCCCUGUGCUAGGCCUGCCAAGGAAGCAAGAGGGGAUGGACCCUGUUCUUGAGGAGCUGGGGCAAGUUGGGGAGAAGAAAGCCUCGUGAGAAACAGGGAGUGUGUCAGGCUUUAAUCGAGUUGUCAAGCCUAUGCCCAAACCCCACCCCCCACCCCCCAGUGAAAAUGAAACCUCCCGGCCCUGCCCAUGGCCAGCAGGGCCGAGGGGGCAGAGUCCCCCUCCCUGUGCUUUCCCAAGGAGGCCUUUUGUGCAGAGUCCGGCCUCAGGAGCUGGUGGUCACAGGAGAGGCCUUCUCUGCGCUGCCCUCGGGCUGAGCCGGUCGCCUCCGUCUCAGCUUCACGGGGCUAAAACCCAAGCCCGGAAAGGAUGGCCAGGUGCUUCUCAUCACCCACACCCAAAACUUCCACGGCAUCACCAACUCCUCACCAUCCCAUUCAUUCACAAUUGCUUCAUGCCUAUCCCCUUCCCAGCCCCAUUACCCCUGGCACAAGGUAGAAAGGCCACUGGACAGGGAGUAAGAAGUCUUGGGUUCAGAUCCUGGCUCAGCUACUUUUCUGUUUUUUUGGGGCAGGCCUCUUUCUCUGAGCCUCAGUUUCUUCAACUGUAAAGUGAGGGGAUUGGAUAUUCUAAGGUCUCUUCCAGCCCUGAAUACUAUGGCUAGCUGGCCUUCAGCUCACGUAACUCCGGCCCGCCUCUAGCGUCUGCCUCCCUCGGGUCGCUGUAGCCCCGUCUCCUGGUGUUCAGCACCAGCACCCCCUUCCUCAUAGGGUUCCGCUCAGCCCACUGAGCUGCCUUCCCCUCUUGCCCUGCUUCUGACCCGUCAUGAUGUCACUGCAUCAUUCGUGUCUCAGGGAUCCCCUGGUCCAGGGAUGAGGAGCCUGCAGCCUCAUGGUACACAUGGCCCUCUAGGGCCUCAGGCACGGCCCUUUGACUGAGUCCAAACUUCACAGAAUAAAUCCCCUCAAUAAA
Messenger RNA from Phascolarctos cinereus (koala), 3436 nucleotides. It is a transcript of the gene MAVS, whose product is annotated as mitochondrial antiviral signaling protein. The record is from RefSeq and is a predicted model, not a curated record. Lineage: Eukaryota; Metazoa; Chordata; Mammalia; Diprotodontia; Phascolarctidae.